Messenger RNA from Callithrix jacchus (white-tufted-ear marmoset), 4198 nucleotides. RefSeq names its product hydroxylysine kinase (gene HYKK). The record is from RefSeq and is a predicted model, not a curated record. Gene Ontology annotation, molecular function: amino acid kinase activity. NCBI's taxonomy places the organism in Eukaryota, Metazoa, Chordata, Mammalia, Primates, Cebidae.
UCCUGUUCGCAGCCUCCGAGGCGGGACCGGGAAGAGACCCGGUCUCCUGCUCUACCUCUCAGCGCGGUUGUUGGCCCGCGGCCACAGUAUCCAGCUGCUGGAGAGCGGGAUCAACCCCAGGACGUCGGGUUGCUGCCGAGAAGGGAUCUCAUUAUAUUGCCCAGACAAGUCUUGAACUCCUGGCGUUGAGUGAUUCCCCCACCGCGGCCUCCCAAAGUGCUGGCUAGGAUUACAGACAUAAUGUCAAGUGGAAAUGAUCGGCAAUCAGGGGCUCUUAGCAAACCCACUUUCAGUGAGGAACAAGCUUCUGCACUAAUGGAGUCCGUGUUCGGGCUGAAAGCUUCCAGGGUCCAGGCACUUCCUAGCUAUGAUGACCAAAACUUUCAUGUCUACAUCACAAAAACCAAAGACAGCCCAACUGAAUACGUCCUCAAAAUAAGCAACACCGAGACUAGCAAGAAUCCAGACCUGGUUGAAGUGCAGAAUCACAUCGUCAUGUUUCUGAAAGCAGCUGGAUUUCCAACAGCCUCUGUGUGUUGCACUAAAGAAGACAGCACAACUUCGCUUGUGUCUGUAGAUAGUGGCUCUGAAAUCAAAAGCUACUUGGUGAGGCUGCUGACUUACCUCCCAGGAAGACCCAUCGCUGAGAUUCCCAUCAGCCCCCAGCUAUUGUAUGAAAUUGGAAAGCUAGCUGCCAACUUGGAUAAGUCACUGGAGAAAUUCCAUCACCCAAAGCUAAGUAGUCUUCAUCGGGAGAACUUCAUCUGGAAUCUGAAAAAUGUUCCUCUUCUGGAGAAAUACCUGUAUGCCCUGGGCCAGAAUCGAAACCGAGAGAUUGUCGAGCAGGUCAUUCAUCUGUUCAAGGAAGAAGUAAUGACCAAAUUAAGUCAUUUUCGAGAAUGUAUCAAUCACGGAGAUCUUAAUGACCACAAUAUUUUAACGGAGUCCAGCAAGUCAGCCUCUGGAGCUACUGAAUAUAAGGUGUCUGGGAUUUUAGACUUUGAUGACAUGAGCUACGGCUACUAUGUGUUUGAAGUGGCAAUUACCAUCAUGUACAUGAUGAUUGAAAGCAAGAGUCCUAUACAAGUAGGAGGUCACGUCCUUGCAGGGUUUGAAAGUGUCACCCCACUGACAGCUGUAGAGAGGAGUGCUUUGUUUUUACUUGUAUGCAGUCGUUUUUGUCAGUCGCUUGUCAUGGCCGCAUACUCUUGCCAGCUAUACCCAGAGAACAAAGACUAUCUCAUGGUUACUGCAAAAACUGGCUGGAAACACUUACAGCAAAUGUUUGACAUGGGUCAGAAAGCUGUAGAAGCAAUCUGGUUUGAAACUGCCAAAUCCUAUGAAUCUAGGAUCUCCAUGUGACUGAGAUCUCCACGUGACUAAAAGUUCACUCUAACUUGGGUAAUUAAAAUAGGAACAAAUCAAAUUUUAGGAAGGAUUUUGCUGCACAGUUAAAAAUCAGUUGAUGGAAUGGAUCAGUUCUGACUAAGAGCGCAUGAAAUCUCAUGACGGUUUUUUAAAACUCACCAAAGUACCACGAGUAAGCAUAUUUUUAUGAGAGUCUCACUUGCCAUGUCUAUAAAUCACGCAUAAUGGUACCAUUUGAAUCAGAUAAAUCUAGCAAGAUCUGUUCCAGCCCUGGGAUUAAUGACUUUUUUAAACUUUAAAAAUGAUAUAUAUAUAUAUUUGUAGACAGAUAUAGUGACAUAUUUUAAAUAUCUGGAUAUAACAUACUCAUCUAGCUAACAUACUACCAGUUCUAUGAAACCUCCUCUCAUCUCUCCUUUCUCUAGAAUCCCAGUGCACUGUGUCUUUUUCGUGGCCCAUCACUUUGUAUAAUGGAUCAUGGUUGUGCAGUCCUCUUGCCCGAGAGCCGUUUGAGGGCAGAGACCAUGUGAAACUUACUUUUGUCUCCUCAUCCCUUCUUAUCACACCUGCUACUAUAGUGCCUUUCCCACAGAGAGCUCUUUAAAAAUAUCUGAAAAUAAAUAUGUGCUAGAAGAAAGGAUGGAGAAGGCACACACUAAGGUGUUGUAGGAGAAAGCACAGCCAGCAUCUUGGAGAAAAUUUUUAACUUGUUUGAGAGGGUAGCUGAAAGUAGAACUCCAGAGGUAGGUGGCAGAAGACCCUGGAACUGCAAGGAAGCAAAUAAUGACAUCCAGGCAAGGCCACUAACCCCUGAGCUACCUAAGUAUAAUGGUUACUUUCAGACUGAUACUAGGAACCUCCUUAAGCAUAGCUGUUUAAAUUCUCUGUUAUUUGCUUAUUUUUGUAUGACUGUGAAGGAGAUUGGGUAGACUGAAGCUCACUGUAUACUUGGCUCAAGUUAUUUCACUGUGUUUCCUUCACUGAUUUCUCUUCAUGUCUCCUUUAGCAUGAUAUAGUAAAUGGCUAUUUACUAUUUUUUUUUUUUUUUGAGACGGAGACUGGCUCUGUUGCCCAGGCUGGAAUACAGUGGCGUGAUCUCCGCUCACUACAACCUCUGCCUCCCAGGUUCAAGUGAUUCUCCUGCAUCAGUCUCCCAAGUAGCUGGGAUUAUAAGUACCUACCACCAUGCUUGGCUAAUGUUUGUACUUUUAGUAGGGACAGGAUUUCACCAUGUUGGCCAGGCUGGUCUCAAACUCCUGACCUUGUGAUUCACCUGCCUCAACCUCCCAAAGUGCUGGGAUUACAGGCGUGAGCUACUGUGCCCGGCUGGCUGUUUACUAUUCUUACGGUUUCAACUACUCAUUUUCUACAGAGAACUCAAAUCUAGAACCCUGGCCAUUCCCUCUCAAUAGUUCUCUCUGUAUAUAUGAACAGACAUUGACUCUAGCUCCAUCUGUGUGUCUACCUACCUACUAUCUACCUAGUCUUCCCAAACUAGAUGUUUCUCUAAAUUGUCUUAUAUGGUUCAUUUUUCACAGCUUUGUCCCUCAUUUUCAUUUCAUUUCUUUUUUUUUUUUUUUGAGGCAGGGUUUCACUGCAGCCUCAACCUCCUGGGCUCAGUUGAUCCUCCCACCUCAGCCUCCCUAGUAGCUGGGACUUCAGGCAUGUGCCACCAUGCCCAGCUAAUUCUUUUAACUUUUUGUGGAGACUGGGGUAACACCUAUCUCACAGAAUUAAUUGAGUUUAUUGCGAAGAUUUCACAAGAGAAUAGUGCCAAGUACUUAACACAGUGCGUGGCACAUAGGACUCAGUAAAUGUUUACUCAAUAAAGGAACCAUAUUCCAGGUUACCCAAACUCAGAAUAUUAGAGUAAUUUUUUGCUUGCCUCUCUUAUAUUCAGUGAGCCUUACUGAUUUUUACAAUCAUCAAAUUUUAGAAAUCUGUCUUUCCUGGAUUUUUUUUUUGGUUUGGGUUUUUUGGUUUGCUUUUUUGAGACAGGUUGGCUGUCACCCAGGCUGGAGUGCAGUGGUAUGAUCACAGCUCACUGCAACCUCUGUCUCCUGGACUCAAGCGAUCCUCCCACCUCAGCCUCUUGAGUAGUUGGGACUACAGGCAUGUGCCACCAUGCCUGGCUAAUCUUUUUUGUAGAGAUAGGGUCUCACUAUGUUGCCCAGGCUGGUCUCAAACCCCUGAACUCAAGCAAUCUUCCUGCCUUGGCCUCCCUAAUCAUAACUGGCCAGUGUUGUUUUUAACAAUAUAUGAUAAAAGCCAACAUUUAUUCGGCACUGAAGUAUUUUACCCACAUUAGCUCAUUUAAUUUUUACAACAAACUCAUGAGAGAAGUGCUGUUACAAUUAAUCCGGAUUUUCAGAUAAGGAAAUAGCAGCUGAAAAAGUAAAAAUAAUUUGCUCAAAGAGAGCCAGGGCUUAAAUCAGGUCUUUCUGAUGCAGACCAUGCUCUUCACCACCACAAAGUUCCAUGGUACUUUCUCUCCCUCUCCUGUCUCUGCUGUGCGCUCACACACACACACACACACACACACACACACACAGGGAGGAACAAAUGAGAUCAUUCACAUGAAAGCACUUUCAUUUCUCAGAUUUAAGGGACUGUGGUUUUUAUCUAGGUUGACCAUUCAAGCUAAAAACUGGGGACCAGAAAAAUGGACUAAAGCUUGGGUUUCAUUUCCAGACCAGUGUUCAUCCUCGAAGUUGAUGAAACUCUAUAGAUUUCCCUCUUGAUUGCUCCUGCUUACAUGGAUAUUCCCAAUGCAAAUAUUGCUGACCACUGUUUUGAUGUUUACAUGCUACAUUACAUUGAUAUUUUACUA